Messenger RNA from Thyridium curvatum, 1785 nucleotides. RefSeq lists its product as uncharacterized. The record is from RefSeq and is a predicted model, not a curated record. Bases 1 to 1785 code for a protein of 594 amino acids. Gene Ontology annotation, molecular function: long-chain fatty acid-CoA ligase activity. The transcript has 2 exons. NCBI's taxonomy places the organism in Eukaryota, Fungi, Ascomycota, Sordariomycetes, Thyridiales, Thyridiaceae. Gene Ontology annotation, cellular component: membrane; endoplasmic reticulum.
AUGGGUUUCGACAAUGCCAUGUGGCACCUUGACCAGGGCAUCACCGGCUUCUUCGGGCAAUGGAAUGCUUACUCAAGCGCUCUGGUCACUCUCCUCCUCAUGAUUGUGUCUUACCAGAUCUUCACCCGUCAAGACCCCGACACCCACCCGAUGCUGCUCGCUCGCCAGGCGCAAGGCUCUCCAGUCCGCCAGGAAGGAGAGUCUCCCGUGUUCAGGUCUCAUGCCGCCCCGCACGGCAUGCCGCUGAAUAGCGGGCUCAAUGUGAAAGAUGCCGGCGCCUCCAAGUGGGCUAGGGGCCGUGACGGAGACCUUCGGGAUGUCUGGCGAAGGGCCAUCAACGGCGCCCCGGAGGGCGAGGGACCAGCUGGCAAGGGCCGCAUCCUCACGGUCCUAGGCCGCGAGAAGGUCUUGGAACACAGUCUUGUCCUCACCUCGCUAGACGACGUCACGCGGCAAAUCAACCUUGUCGGACAGCAUAUCAUGGACCAGGGAGGUAACCGCGUUGCCAUCUACCUGCCCAACUCGGUCGAACUCAUGGCUACCCUCUUUGCGUGCAGCUUCUACAACCUCACAGCCAUUAUCCUGCCGUUCGACAAGUCCGACGAUGCCGUCAUCUCUAUGCUCCGAAGGUCAGCCGCCGACACCGUCAUUGCGGCUCCGGGAUCCUUCCCCUUCGACAGUGUCGUCAAGACUUACCCCAGCCUGCGACAGCUUAUCUGGGUUGUUGACGAAGGCAGCAAGCACAUGGAUUGGAACGAGGUCCCCAAGGGCAUGGGAGGAAGCGUCAACGUCUCGACCUGGCAGGAGAUUGUACAAGACCAACCUGUCGAUGCCGGUCGAGAGCUUCCGCCCAUCGAGAAUCAGACCGAGGCUCGCGAUGUCACCGUCUUUUGGCAAGGCAAGCCGGGCAACCUGGAGGAGAUGGUGCGCUUCACCAGUGCCAACCUCGUGUCAGCCGUGGCCGCUCAGAUCUUUGCUGUGCCCACCAACCAGCGCAUGAACCCUUCGGACCUGUUCCUCCCCGCUGACUCUUUGGCCAACACCCAUACCCUUGUCCUGACCCUCGCCGCAAUCUACUCCAACGCCUCGGUAGCUUUCAACUCUGUGGCCGAGGGUGCCGCAGAUCUCGCCCUGGCCACCCAAGGCAUCGCGCCCACCAUUGUAGUUGCAACGCCGAGGGCCCUCCUCAGAACCCACGCCGAAACGACUCGCCGCUUGGGCUCCUUCCUCAACUCCAAGAUACACUGGCUGCAGACCCGGUCGCUGACCGAAGCCGGGGUCAUGCCAGCCGCAUCCUUCUUGUCGUCUCUCAACGACAGCGCCAAGCCUGCUGUAGGCACGAGCCCUGGAAAGCUACGCAUCUUGUACACGGCGGAGCGCGUUGGCGCCGGGUCUCCUCCAAUCUCGUCCGCCGCCCUGUCUGACUUGCGUGUCUAUACUGGUGCCAGAGUCAUUUACGCCCUCACUGCACCCAAGGUGGCUGGUGCAAUCGCCCAGACCGGAUACUAUGAUUACCGCGUCUCCAAGGGCAACUGCUCGCAUUUCGGCCCACCACUGACAAGUACCGAGAUCUUCUUGAAGGACAGGGCUGCACACAGGACGACUGAUGACAAAACGGAAGGCGAGGUGCGUUUUUACAUUGACCCUCUCUAUGUGUCUUGCAUUGCCGAAACUAACUGGGCUCAAUGGCAGGUUGUGGUACGAGGUCCCUGUGUUGCCGGCAAUGAGACUGCUAUUGGCAUGAUUGGCCGGAUCCUGGACGACAACACACUGGCCUACGCGUAG